Phyllostomus discolor (pale spear-nosed bat) is the source of this 2812-nucleotide messenger RNA. It is a transcript of the gene RAB6A, whose product is annotated as RAB6A, member RAS oncogene family. Bases 531 to 1157 code for a protein of 208 amino acids. The transcript has 8 exons. NCBI's taxonomy places the organism in Eukaryota, Metazoa, Chordata, Mammalia, Chiroptera, Phyllostomidae. Gene Ontology annotation, molecular function: GTPase activity; GTP binding. The record is from RefSeq and is a predicted model, not a curated record.
GCCUGUACGCACGCACGCCAAUGGCCGGCGGGGCGGCAGGCUCGCGCCCGGGCUCGCCCUGUGCCGCGCCAGAGGCACGCGCACUCAGCAGAUUGGGCUGCGGCGGCGGCGGCGGCGGCGGGUGCUGUGGGAGCUGAGGCGCUGCGUGUCAAAGGUCCUAGACGUCUGCGGCUCCGGCUCCGCCACCCUCAGCCUCUCACUCCAGUAUCCGUGCCGGGUGCUGAGAACCGAAACGGCGCUAGCCUUGCGAAUCCAGAGCAUACUGCUCGCCUUCUUCCGACACCGCCCUCCUUCCCUACCCAGCCGUGGGCCUCGUUCUGUGCUAGGCUACUCCGCGGGGAGGCGGCGGCGACAGUUGCUUGUCUGUGGAGAGCAGUCCUGCCCCCAAGACUUGCUCCGCCGCCGGGCCCUGCAGGGGCCUAGAAAGCUCGGUGCCCGUCUUUCCUCUAGCCUUUUUCAUCAGCCGGUUGGAGCAGCGUCGGUCCGGGAGGUCUCUGGGCUGAGGCGGCGGUAGCUCCUCCGGCUCCAUCAUGUCCGCGGGCGGAGACUUCGGGAAUCCGCUGAGGAAAUUCAAGCUGGUGUUCCUUGGAGAGCAGAGCGUUGGAAAGACAUCCUUGAUUACCAGAUUCAUGUAUGACAGUUUUGACAACACCUAUCAGGCAACAAUUGGUAUUGACUUUUUGUCAAAAACAAUGUACUUGGAGGAUCGAACAGUACGAUUGCAAUUAUGGGACACAGCAGGUCAAGAGCGGUUCAGGAGCUUGAUUCCUAGCUACAUUCGUGACUCCACUGUGGCAGUUGUUGUUUAUGAUAUCACAAAUGUUAACUCAUUCCAGCAAACUACAAAAUGGAUUGAUGAUGUUAGAACAGAAAGAGGAAGUGAUGUCAUCAUCAUGCUAGUAGGAAAUAAAACAGAUCUUGCUGAUAAGAGGCAAGUGUCAAUUGAGGAGGGAGAGAGGAAAGCCAAAGAGCUGAAUGUUAUGUUUAUCGAAACUAGUGCAAAAGCAGGAUACAAUGUAAAGCAGCUCUUCCGACGUGUUGCAGCAGCUUUGCCUGGAAUGGAAAGCACGCAGGACAGAAGCAGAGAAGACAUGAUUGACAUAAAACUGGAAAAGCCUCAGGAGCAACCAGUCAACGAAGGAGGCUGUUCCUGCUAAUCCCUCUUGGCAUCUUCAGCUUUUCUCCAGAAGCUCAUUGCUUUGGCCCCCUUACUCUUUCAUUGACUGCAGUGUGAAUAUUGGCUUGAACCUUUUCCCUUCGGUAAUAACGUAUUGCAAUUCAUCAUUGCUGCCUGUCUCGUGGAGAUGAUCUAUUAGCUUCACAAGCACAAAAAAGUCAGUGUCUUUAUUAUUUAUAUUUUACAGAAAGUCAAAUGAUUCCAGCAUAUUCCAGUGAUAACUUUAAAAAUUAGAUACAUUUUCUUAACUUUUUUUUCCUUUUUAAUGUUAUGAUAAUGCACUUCAAAAUGAUGGAAUUCUCAGCAGUAUGUGGCUUGGUGAAAGAACAGUUGUUCACGGCAGCACUUGCUUACCUACUUGACCUCUCCCUGCCUUUUUUGCCUCUCCCUUACCCCAGCCUGUAUUCUUACUACUCUCCCUCCCUCAGAGUAAACAAGAGGUGGCAAAGCAGCAGUCAGACCAAGCACACUGGAAUUAUCCUUCAGUUUUAGUGAUACUUGCUCUAGGCCUUGAGUCAAGAUGUCCAAAAUUAUUCUUGAGCACUGAUAUAAAUUACAUAGACCUCAUUUGAGGUCAAAACUCAACUAUCAUGGUAGGCAGUGCUUGAAGUGUUCUGGUGCAUCUUUUAAAUGAGUCCUAAUGAACAUAGUACUUUCAAGUAAUGAACAAAAAUGUAUUUUUAACAAAAAAAUAUGAUCCUUUCACAUGGUAGACUGUGGGAGAGAGAAGUGAAAGUGCUCCAGAACAGGUUUUUAAUAUUUAGUUCUUCUAAUGAACUCUCUCUCCCAAGAUUUUAAGAGUUACUCUGUUUGUUUAAAAAAAAAAAUUUAAGCAAUAGAUUUCUCCUGUUUUUUUUGUUUGUUUGUUUUGUUUUGUUUUUUAAAGCUCUGCAGGCAAGGCACUGUGGAAAUCAAAUUCCUUUAAGAAGAACCAGUGGAAGAAUUUAAAUUAGCCACCUUGAUCAAAACUACUAUACCCAUUAAAAACAACGAUAUCUAAAGCUUACCAACAAAAGAAUCCUCAACAAAAUAGCAAAUACUUUGCUCAGGAUAUUUGAGGUCAGAAUGAAAAUGGCAAGUUUUUCAAUAAGCCUGUAGAGGCAGAUCUUGAAAAAGCAUACAUAGAAGAGGGUAAGGAGGGAAUGGAAAUAAAACUCAAUAUUAUGCAGAUUUAUGCCUUAUUUUUUAGCUUUUUUUAAAUGUUGGGUCUUUCAGGCUGGUUUUGCUUUUUAUUAGAUCUGUAUAGUUUGGUUAAUUAACUAGUAUUUAGUUUUAUAUUUAAAAAGCUACAAUUAAUCUUUUUUCUUUGGUGGUAUUUAUUUCUUUGCCUUUUUAAAACUACUUUUAAUUUUAGAUGUUUUGUUUAAUCUAUUUAGAGCUUCAUCACCAUGGCAAUAUGUAUUUUCCUUAAAACACUGCAAACAAAUAUACUAGGAGUGCACCAUUUUAAUCUUUACUAGUUAUUGUGAGAUUGCUGUGUAAGUUAAUAAACACAUUUGUGAAUACAUUAUUUGCAGGAAGAAAUUUUCUGAGUUACAGCUCAGGAAAAGCCUGCUGAAUUUAUGUUGUAAGCGUUACUUAACACAGUAUAAAGAUGAAAAGACAACAAAAAUAUCUUCAUACUUCUUCAUUCCC